Didymodactylos carnosus is the source of this 264-nucleotide messenger RNA. NCBI's taxonomy places the organism in Eukaryota, Metazoa, Rotifera, Eurotatoria, Philodinida, Philodinidae. The record is from the annotation of a GenBank genome assembly.
AUGUCAUCUGACUCUUCAAAAACAAAUGAAAUGGGCGAUUCGAAUUUGACAAAUUUGUCACGCCGUGAUACAACACAAAUGGGCGAUCAUGUUGAUUCCAAAACUGCUCAAGGAAGAUCGUGUGACGCUAGUCAUUCUUCAACAAAUACAGCGAACAGUGAUUUUUACAAAGGUAACAAGGAUCCACAAACAAUCGAGAAAGUGAAACAAAACAUGGAACAACAGCAGGAUCCAUCCUCGAAGAAACCCGAAGAAAAGAAAUAA